This is a messenger RNA of Aspergillus melleus, 1122 nucleotides long. RefSeq lists its product as uncharacterized. Bases 1 to 1122 code for a protein of 373 amino acids. The transcript is spliced from 4 exons. The record is from RefSeq and is a predicted model, not a curated record. NCBI's taxonomy places the organism in Eukaryota, Fungi, Ascomycota, Eurotiomycetes, Eurotiales, Aspergillaceae.
AUGACCUAUUUUCCUUUCUUGAUCACCGAACAUGUCAUCGAUGGUCAAUAUAUUCGAGAAUAUCCACGGGCCACUGUGUCCCAGUCUGCUCGCCUGAAACUGGCAAUCAAGAAGUACACCCCGAUCGACAACACGAACCCCCAACCUGGCGACGUGACAAUUGAGUUAUAUGAACCACUGUGGGAAGACCUCCUGGCACAAAGUCACGGGCAAGGGUUUCGAAUUGGAUCUAUCUGGAUUGCUGAUACGGCGAAUCUCGGUGCCAGUGGUAUCAUAAAUGAGAACGACUUGGGUGACGACCCAUCAUGGCUGGAUCACAGUCGUGAUCUGCUAUUGGACAUGGUCCCAUGCUUUCAUUACUCUCUCUCAAGAGGCGCGAUACAUGGCCUUCCCGAUCUGCAGCUAUCGAAUCUGCAAAAAAGACACAAACGAUGGGACCCACGUGUCCUUGAGCGAUGGAUACAACAUGCAUACCGUGAUCUCCCUACCGUUCUUUAUCCCCGAGGCGACACGGACGAUAUCUUGUAUCUGAACGCGAGCGAUCCUCCAGUGACGUUAGCCAGUUCCAAGCAUCAAGAAGUCAUGCAAUAUAUCCGACCUAACUUCGGAGUGGUCAGGUUAUCAGGGCAAAGGAAGCCAGAGAAAUCUUCGUCGCAUGGUAUCCUAGACCAGCCUGACGUGAUUGGACCUCCUAUCAAAACAACACCCUUCUACCGAAGUGAGCCUGCAAUUGCUUGGAAACUCCUUGAGCACAUUCGACCCUCGGUCCUGUAUAUUUUCGGAGAACGGAGCCCAAUAUCGACAGCAUACAUUCGUACUGAACUGACACAGAGGACGGGUGCAGGUAUCGGAGGCAAUGGUGGAAUCGAUAAGUCGAAGGUGAAGGAAUCUCUUAUUGCGCGCUCGGGUCAUCAAGCUCCCCUGGAGGACGUAAGAGCUACAGCAUCGUCGAUUGGGGAGUGGAUCGGGCCAGCUGUGCGCGAAUGGAAAGAACUUGAAGAGCGCAUUGCUCAAACAUGGGAGAAUCAGACUGCGAAGGAUAAGUUGAGUGUUUCUGUCGAGUGGCUGCCUUACCUGGAAUCCGCCUGUCGAUUGCCUGCACUUGAGCCAUCGAAGCUCUAA